Molecule: messenger RNA, 1503 nt
Organism: Acanthosepion pharaonis
Lineage: Eukaryota; Metazoa; Mollusca; Cephalopoda; Sepiida; Sepiidae
Source: the annotation of a GenBank genome assembly
AUGCUUGCUCAUAUCUAUCUAUCUAUCUAUCUAUAUAUCUCUGUUUACAUCUAUUUCUGUUUGUUCAUAUCUAUCUAUCUAUUUAUCUAUCUAUCGCUGUUCAUAUUGAUUUCUGUCUGUUUAUAUCUAUUUAUGUUUGUUCAUAUCUAUCUAUCUCUAUUCAUAUCUAUUUCUUAUAUGUUUGCUCAUAUCUAUUUCUUUUUGUAUCUAUCUAUCUAUCUAUCUAUCUAUCUAUCUAUCUAUGUUCAUAUCUAUCUGUUUAUAUCUAUUUCUCUUUGUUCAUAUCCAUCCAAUCAUCUCUGUACAUAUCUAUGUCUGUUCAUAUCUCUUUCUUUUUGUUCAUAUCUAUCUAUCUAUCUCUUUUCAUAUCAAUUUCUAUUUGUUCUUAUCUAUCUAUCUAUCUUUCUAUCUCUGUUCAUAUUUAUUUAUGCUUAUUCAUAUCUAUCACUGUUCAUAUCUAUCUAUCAAUCCAUCGCUGUUGAUAUCUAUUUCUGUUCAUUAUCAAUCUAUCUCUGCUCCUAUCUAUUUUAUUUCAUAUCUAUCUAUCUCUGUCUAUCUAUCUCUGUUCAUAUCAAUUUCUAUUUUGUUCAUAUCUAUCUAUCUAUCUAUCUAUCUAUCUAUCUAUCUAUCUCAGUCUGUUCAUAUCUAUCUAUCUAUCUAUCUAUCUAUCUCAGUCUGUUCAUAUCUAUCUAUCUAUCUGUCUUUCUCUGUUCAUAUCUAUUUAAAUCUCUCUAUCUCUGUCUAACUCAGUAUGUUCAGAUCUAUCUAUCUAUCUAUCUAUCUAUCUAUCUAUCUAUCUAUCUAUCUCAGUCUGUUCAUAACUAUCUAUCCCAGUCCGUUCAUAUCUAUCUAUCUAUCUCAGUCUUCUGUUCACAUCUAUCUAUCUAUCUAUCUAUCUAUCUCAGUCUGUUCAUAACUAUCUAUCUCAGUCUGUUCAUAUCUAUCUAUCUAUCUCAUCUGUUCAUAUCUAUCUAUCUAUCUAUCUCAGUCUGUUCAUAUCUAUCUAUCUAUCUAUCUAUCUAUCUAUCUAUCUAUCUAUCUAUCUCAGUCUGUUCAUAUCUAUCUAUCUUUUUAGCUCAGUCUGUUCAUAACUAUCUAUCAGUCUGUUCAUAUCUAUCUAUCUAUCUAUCUAUCUAUCUAUCUAUCUCAGUCUGUUCAUAUCUAUGUAUCUAUCUAUCUCAGUCUGUUCUUAACUAUCUAUCUCAGUCUGUUCAUAUCUAUCUAUCUAUCUAUCUAUCUAUCUAUCUAUCUAUCUAUUUAUCUAUCUCUCUAUCUAUCUCAGUCUGUUCAUAUCUAUCUAUCUAUCUAUCUAUCUAUCUAUCUAUCUAUCUAUCUAUCCCCACACUACUCCGUUUACUUCCAAUCAAACCCAUUCAAUAUUUUUUAAUGGAUUACUCUUUCUCUUUUUCUCUCUCAUUCUCUCUCAUUCUCUCGCAUUCUCUCGCAUUCUCUCGCGUUCUCUCUCUCUCUCUCUCUCUCUCUCUCUUGUUCUUGCUUUUUUAA